Molecule: messenger RNA, 9658 nt
Organism: Zalophus californianus (California sea lion)
Lineage: Eukaryota; Metazoa; Chordata; Mammalia; Carnivora; Otariidae
Gene: UNC5C
Product: unc-5 netrin receptor C
Exons: 17
Coding region: 283-3135 (950 amino acids)
Biological process (GO): netrin-activated signaling pathway
Cellular component (GO): membrane
Molecular function (GO): netrin receptor activity; protein binding
Source: RefSeq, a predicted model, not a curated record
GCCGCCUUGCGCCUCCCCGGACUUCCCAAGUGGGGGCAGAGCAGCCGCUCACCGAGCCGCCAGUUAGAAGGCUCAGGGAAAGAGGGACCGCCAAACUCCUCCUCAGCGUCUCCUCUCCACCCCCUUUUGGCUCCUGCCCUUGGAGAAAGUGGAGUGUGGCUCUUGGUUAUCAUUAUUUCUUCGGACUGCUUCGUGGUGCACGGAUUCAGCUGCUUCCCAGUGGGGUUUUCCGCUGUUGGCGCUUCUCUCUGUGUGGUUCCUGCCGGCACACCUCUGUCGACGAUGAGGAAAGGUCUACGGGCGACAGCGGCCCGCUGCGGACUGGGACUGGGAUACGUGCUGCAAAUGCUCGUGCUACCUGCCCUGGCCCUGCUCAGUGCCAGCGGUACCGGCUCGGCCGCUCAAGACGAUGACUUUUUUCAUGAACUCCCAGAAACCUUUCCAUCUGAUCCACCUGAACCUCUACCACAUUUUCUUAUUGAGCCUGAAGAAGCUUAUAUUGUGAAGAAUAAACCUGUGAACUUGUAUUGUAAAGCCAGCCCCGCCACCCAGAUCUACUUCAAGUGCAAUAGUGAAUGGGUUCAUCAGAAGGACCACAUAGUAGAUGAGAGAGUAGACGAAACCUCUGGUCUCAUUGUCCGGGAAGUGAGCAUUGAGAUUUCGCGCCAGCAAGUCGAAGAACUCUUUGGGCCUGAAGAUUACUGGUGCCAGUGUGUGGCCUGGAGCUCAGCGGGCACCACAAAGAGCAGGAAGGCCUAUGUGCGCAUCGCAUAUCUACGGAAGACAUUUGAGCAGGAACCCCUGGGAAAGGAAGUAUCUUUGGAACAGGAAGUCUUGCUCCAGUGUCGACCACCUGAAGGGAUCCCAGUGGCUGAGGUGGAAUGGUUGAAAAAUGAAGACAUAAUUGAUCCCGUUGAAGAUCGGAAUUUUUAUAUUACCAUUGAUCACAACCUCAUCAUAAAGCAGGCCCGCCUCUCAGAUACUGCAAACUAUACUUGUGUUGCCAAAAACAUUGUUGCCAAGAGGAAAAGCACGACUGCAACUGUCAUAGUCUACGUCAAUGGUGGCUGGUCCACCUGGACAGAGUGGUCUGUGUGUAAUAGCCGCUGUGGACGAGGAUAUCAGAAACGCACAAGGACCUGCACCAACCCAGCACCACUCAAUGGUGGUGCCUUCUGUGAAGGGCAGAGUGUGCAGAAAAUAGCAUGUACCACCUUAUGCCCAGUGGAUGGCAGGUGGACUUCAUGGAGCAAGUGGUCUACUUGUGGGACCGAGUGCACACACUGGCGCAGGAGGGAGUGCACGGCGCCCGCCCCCAAGAACGGAGGCAAGGACUGUGAUGGCCUCGUCUUGCAAUCCAAGAACUGCACUGAUGGGCUUUGCAUGCAGAGUUUCCUUUAUCCUAUUUCAACUGAACAGAGAACCCAGAAUGAAUAUGGAUUUUCUUCUGCUCCUGACUCAGAUGAUGUCGCUCUGUAUGUUGGCAUUGUGAUAGCUGUGAUAGUUUGCCUGGCCAUUUCUGUAGUGGUGGCCCUAUUUGUGUAUCGCAAGAACCAUCGCGACUUUGAGUCUGAUAUCAUUGACUCCUCGGCACUCAAUGGAGGCUUUCAGCCUGUGAACAUCAAGGCAGCGAGACAAGAUCUCCUGGUGGUACCCCCAGACCUCACAUCAGCUGCAGCCAUGUACAGAGGACCCGUCUAUGCUUUGCAUGAUGUCUCAGACAAAAUCCCAAUGACUAACUCUCCAAUUCUGGAUCCACUGCCCAACCUGAAAAUCAAAGUCUACAACACCUCAGGUGCAGUCACCCCCCAAGAUGACCUCUCUGAGUUUGCAUCAAAGCUGUCUCCUCAGAUGACCCAAUCCUUGUUGGAGAACGAGGCCCUCAAUGUGAAGAAUCAGAGUCUAGCAAGGCAGACUGACCCAUCCUGUACGGCGUUUGGCACCUUCAACUCUCUGGGGGGUCACCUUAUUGUUCCCAAUUCAGGAGUAAGCUUGCUGAUUCCCGCUGGGGCCAUUCCCCAAGGGAGAGUCUACGAAAUGUAUGUGACUGUACACAGGAAAGAAAAUAUGAGACCAGCCAUGGAAGACAGCCAGACACUCUUGACCCCUGUGGUGAGCUGUGGGCCUCCAGGAGCCCUGCUGACCCGCCCCGUCAUCCUCACUAUGCAUCACUGCGCAGACCCCAAUACCGAGGACUGGAAGAUACAGCUCAAGAACCAGGCAGCCCAGGGACAGUGGGAGGAUGUGGUGGUGGUUGGGGAGGAAAACUUCACCACCCCUUGCUACAUUCAGCUGGAUGCAAAGGCUUGCCACCUCCUCACAGAGAACCUCAGCACCUAUGCCCUGGUCGGGCAGUCCACCACCAAAGCUGCCGCGAAGCGCCUGAAGCUGGCUAUCUUCGGGCCACUUUGCUGCUCCUCUCUGGAGUACAGUGUUCGAGUCUACUGUCUGGAUGACACCCAGGACGCCCUGAAGGAAGUAAUGCAGCUUGAGAGACAGAUGGGAGGACAGCUCCUAGAAGAACCUAAGGCUCUUCAUUUUAAAGGCAGCACCCACAACCUGCGCCUGUCGAUUCACGAUAUCACCCAUUCCCUCUGGAAAAGUAAAUUGCUGGCGAAAUAUCAGGAGAUUCCAUUUUAUCAUAUCUGGAGUGGGUCUCAAAGAAACCUCCACUGCACAUUCACCCUGGAAAGAUUUAGCCUGAACACAGUGGAGCUGGUUUGCAAACUCUGCGUGCGACAGGUGGAAGGAGAAGGGCAGAUCUUCCAGCUCAACUGCACCGUGUCAGAGGAACCCACUGGCAUCGAUCUGCCUCUGCUGGACCCGGCGAACACCAUCACCACCAUGACGGGCCCCAGUGCUUUCAGCAUCCCUCCCCCUAUCCGGCAGAAGCUCUGUAGCAGCCUGGACGCCCCACAGACCAGAGGGCAUGACUGGAGGAUGCUGGCCCAUAAGCUGAACCUGGACAGGUACUUGAAUUACUUUGCCACCAAAUCCAGUCCGACUGGCGUAAUCCUGGAUCUCUGGGAAGCACAGAACUUCCCAGACGGCAACUUGAGCAUGCUGGCGGCUGUCCUGGAAGAAAUGGGAAGGCAUGAAACCGUAGUGUCUUUAGCAGCAGAAGGGCAGUAUUGACCCAUGGCGGGACUGGAAAUGAAGGACGGGAAGGCACUGGGGGUCUGUGGCCAUCCAGGGCAUCGCCGUGGAGAAGGAAAUCCAGAGUAGACCAUGACUGAUGAGUUUCACAGGCAAGACUACAAGCGGGAGAGAGAAGGCAAGCAGACGCAGCUGCUGACAGACAUGCCCACUGCACGUGGAUAUCAUCACAGGACUUAAGGACAAUUGUGUAAAUUUGUACCUUGAAUUUAGAGACCGACCUAAUUUUCCUCUUAGUUGGGCUGUAUGCUGUGUGGUACAGGAUCUUACAGUUUCCUAGGAAACGCUUUUUAUUGCUAUCCAGGUAUAUGGAUAAACUUUCUUAACAAACCCAAUUUCUACAAACGUUGUUUACAUCAGAUUGGACAGGGAUGCAGACACUGUCCAUGGCUCGUUCUAUUUUUGUUUAAAUCAUUUGAAGUUAAAGCUGUGGACGGUUUGUUGUGUCUAUUUCAGAUUAGUAAUUUACAGAGAAAUCACAGACUUUUGCUACAAACUGUGUGCAUCAAGUGUCUCAGAUAAUCCUCCCCAUCAGUGUUCUAUUUCUAGAACUUGUAGAACCAGUGUUACUGUUUGUAUCAGGGAAGUGGAGAAUCUAAGUAUAAAAGAGAAAUAACUAAGACUCCUUAUUCCUUGAGGGUACCCGUCUGGUCACCCUCUGGGAAUAAAGCUGUAGCAUUGCAGGGAAGACCGUGAUUCAUGUUCAGCCACACAAACAAGCGUUUCUUCACCACGUGUGUGUUUGUAAGAUGCAGUUUGAAGUGUUUUGGGUUUUUUUUUAUAAAAAAAGUUAUCAUUAUUAUUAUCACUAUUACUAUUAUUGAUGAUAUUUACAAGUAUUCUAGUAAAAGGGUUUUCUUUUAACUUCUGUUUUUGUUAGCAGUACUGUUAGUAUUUAGGUAUUGACUAGACCUGCCUCACCUUCUGACGGGAUUAGGUGGGCGUGGUCACCAGUUUAAUUAAACAGGCUUUGCUUCCUUGACCUUUUAUCUUUCUUGCAUCCUUCUACCCCAGAAACGUAGUCAAUGCUUACUGGCUUUGUCAGUCUCUUUUUUCAGCUGGCUCAGGCAAGGUCUUUCUCCUCCAAGUCUUAUUGUGAGAAGCGUUCUCAACUGAAGUUCACUGAACAUUGUGGUUCUGUGACCGCAACCCUGACACCCCCCCCCUCACCCCGGGUACUCUGUCUACUGGAGAGGCUGUGUGCCUGGAGGAAGAGCCUCUGAGAUGGCAACUGGAAACCCGGUUCUCAUUCUGGGUGUAUCAUUGUCUAGCUGUGUUCCCCUGGGAGAGUCAUUUAACUUCACUGGACCUCAGUUCCCUCACAUGUCAAAUGAAGGGGUAGAAGUAGUAGGUCUACUCAAGGUUCUAAAAUGCUGGACUCCUACUAUGAUGUCUCCAGUCUCCUUCAUCAGUCCGAGGACCACCGUGGACUCUGAGCUGGAUCCUUUAAAGAGUCAGCUAGUCUCUUGCCCAGGCUACUGUAUGCCUUCCAAAUAGUUCCAGCUUGGAAGAGGAAGAUUCUAACCUGUAGCCUAUUUGUCACGCUUUUAAGCCUUGUCUCUGGGCUGCUUGCCAAGAGACAGCAUCCCUUUAUUAUCAUUUUCUUUCCUCUCUUGGGGCCACUUGCCUUCCUGACUGAUUGCAAAUUAUGUUCUAUUAUUGUCUUAAUCAGACUUUUUUAAAUUAAAAAAAAUUAACUGAGAAGUAGUCCAAAGACGACUUUGUGUAGACUAUGGUAUUCCCUUAGAACUGUCACAGGCUCUUUGUUUUAACCCAGGGACUCAAUUCAUUCAGCAGGUGGGAGAUCAAAGGUCAGCAGCCAGUAGCCAAACAACAAUUGAACAAGCACCCACGUGGAUGCAUCAGAGCCUUUGAAACAUGGCCGUGGUUGACUUUUGCGCUGGAGGUGUACGGGUUGCUGACUGGAGUUGAAUGAGAAAUCAUUCUAUAUAUUUCCCUCCUUCUUUACACAUGUAGUUCCUCUUCUAUUUUGGUGACUUCUUGAUAUUCCCAGGACUCCUCCAUCCUCCUCACUGAGGAACUACUGAUUCUCUGGUAUAGAGCCUCUUCUCUCACUCCUUUUGUUUCUUAUCUUCUGUUUUAGGCAUAUAUUCUAGAACCUGUCUCUCUCAGGUCACCCCCUGCACCAUACAUAAAUCUAUGUUAUGCUAAUGUGAAAGGAAGAGUUUGUAGUAAUAAACAAGUUCAGUGGAUAAGGUUUGUACCAAUGCAUAUUUGACCAAAAGAUAAUAACACUGUAUUCUACAUAAAAAGAUUUUUAAAUAGAUAUUUUUUUAAAAGGAAGAGGAGGAAAGAGAGCUAUUGUCCAUUACUUCCAUUUGAAAUAACUUCUCAAGAUUUCUCGUCCUUCCUGGUUUGGGAGCUGGCAUCUAUGGAAAUCAAAAAUUAGACAUCUGAAGGAUGCUCAAAGGAACUUCCAUGCCUCGUGAAAAGGGAAGAGUGGUUGAUUCCAUCUAAGUGAGGUACUCAUCUGUCAUAGAACCUGUUAUGUUCCCCAUCGAGUGAAUGGCAACUCCCUUACGUACAACACACCACUUAUGUCAAAUAAUUUUCACUACGAAUUCUGAUUUCCUUCUCCUUUGGAGUAAAAUAAUAGCUGUUAGAUUGCUCUCAAACUUAGAAGGUCCAGACUCAACAGCUCAUUUCAUAGAGAGCCACUUCAUCAUUCUAUGUGACAUGUUCCGCCUCUGAUUCCUAGGGCUUCUACAUAGCUUAUGGGGAAGGACACGCUUACUUCCUUUGGAUGGGGGCAUGGGGGGGGGGGCGGGGAACCCACCUAUCAUUUGUGCAUGGUGCCAUCUAGUGGUGCACAACACAAUCUACCCUGAGUUUAACAAAAAUUCACUAAAAGUUGUUUGGCAAAGGGAAUUAAGAGCUAAAGUCAACAGAACCUUUAUGACAGAUAGCUGUGGGUAAAUUUUCACUUCAAAUAUAUAGUUUUCUUAUUGUAACACUCUUUUACUUAAAUUACCCACACCAAAAUUACAUCGAGGUUAGUAUGUCAUCAACUCCUUCUCCCACAAUAGGUCUCAAGUUGGUUUUUGGUAAUAGAAAUGAUAGAAAUACAUAAAUAUCUGUAUAAAACGGUUUCUGAAGAGUUGUCAUUUUGGACAUUGACAUUUUUGAUUGGGCCUUUUAUGUUUUAAAUCUCCUUACUUUUAGUUCUCUAAUACUUAUUUUUGGAAAUGUAAGCAGCAUCCACUUCAAAAUGUUUUAUAUAUGCAAAUGAGAGAACUGUGUCUAGGGAAGCAACAAUUGUGAUUACUAAUGCAGGACUAGAAAUAAGCUUCCUUUCUUCUGAGUUUGGCCGUCUAAAGGCCGAGGUUUCAUUGUAUUUUCGUCUUCUUCUCACCACAUUCACUCAGCUUUCCUUAGAGUGAUCUGGAAGGAAUAGAAAUUGGAUUCAGAAUUGCUAACUGGACACAUGGUAAUGACAGACGUGUAACAGCUAACAGCCUUUUCACAAACUGUGUGGACACCAACGUGGACACUCACGUCCCCUAGAAGGAAAAAUCCCCAUCCUCACAUGAGUAAUACAAGCUCUUCCAGGAAGGCAGGGCAAGAUUUUGGGUGAGGUAGCAAAUGAAACUGGAUAAACCAUUCUCCAUUUUCAUACGUACAAUUAUUUCAGGUAUUUUACUCUCUCAACUCUCAACCAGUAGAGCCAUUCUUUAGGAAGAAGUCAUGGAGUCUGAGUUUAGGACACUCUGGAAAUUAGACAUUCUGUAAUUUUUUUAAAAAGAUAGUUCUCCUACAAGUUAGGUAUCUUCAAAGUAAGCAUUGAGACGGUGGAAUCAAGGCUUUCUGCUUCUGGAGAGGAGCAAAUGAGGCUCUCAUCUUAUGUCUCCCCAUGUCUAUCACUGUCAGGACCACAGUGGCUAUGCCUUUGGUCUGCUUCUGUCGUCAGCGUGUGAGGAAGGGGGCCCGGAAGGUGAUCACUAACUUCCCCGAAUUCACAAGCCUUUGCCAGUAUAAGGUCUGCCCCCAUGGGGCCAAGCAAAUAAAAACUAUAUGAAGACCCGCAAGAGAGUGUAAAGAAAGUAGAAGAAGUUUACAUGUUGAAUUUUCAGUCUUCAAGUUGAAUGUGAGCUUUAGCUUUUGCUGAGCAGUUGCUCUGGACAAGUUAUCUGUUUCACAUGGAGACCUCAGUACCAAUCCAAGGCCAAUGAGGGAAAGAUGACCAUGGAAACAGCUGAAAUGAAACUGGGUUUUAUCCAUCUUCUUUGAGAAUAGAGGAGCUUUUGUGAAUCAGAAUGUUGUUGCUUAAAGCCAAUUAUUUGUAAAGAUGAUAGUGGUCAAUGAGCAUUAGAUUUUAUAGAUCCGAUAAGGAAAAAUAUUUUUAUUAUUGAUUAUCUCAAGGUAAUAAAACAUUUUUUUACCUUCCGAGUGCCUCAUAGGACCAACUAUUACACUUUGGGUUUUUUUGUUUUUGUGGGGUUUUUUUUAACCUUACCGAGCUAAUGUUGACUAAAGUCCUUAGAACUUCGUCUCUGUGCAAUGAAGUGCUGUUUCUCUACGUUAAGAAAUCUAUUUGUAUAAUCUCUGGCUGUAAUAAUCACUUUGAGAGAUUUCCCUUGUAUCCGUAAUGAUUUUUUUUUUUUAAUGGAAUAAGGCAUAAGGGAAAUAAAUGCAUUGCAACCAAUGUUAAGUUAAAGCUGUGUCCAUACAGGUCAAGUUAGCCAAAUGGAGUCCUAAGUUUCCAAAAUUCAUGCCUGAAACCUGCUAUUUUUGAAAAGCAGGGAGAUGGCAUUGUAGGUCACUGGGUAGGUUUUCCCUACAAACUAGGUCUGACAAUAUACUCCCUGAUCCGUCAGACUUAUUGGCCCUGGGGUUGCCCCCACUGUCAGGAAUCCUACUUUAAAACAACAACAACAACAACAACAACAACAAAAAACGGUCUUCAAAAGAGUUCAUGGCUCCCAGCUUUUCCGGUAGGCUUGUCCCCUCUCUGUAUUGAUUUGUGGUGGGAUAGUAAUGGUCUCAACUCAACCAAAUGUAAUAUAUGCCCCUAGACCUGUCUUAGAAAGGUUGAGGGAGGCAUCACCGGGACAAACCAAUAGGAACUCUACACACAUACUUGUACACAAAACCACACAACUCUAAGAUGCCGUUUUCCCAGCUGGCUAUAUACUUAAGACUCUUGGUAUUGAAGAGCUCUUCUGGAAUCCCAAGUUGGGAAUCUCUGCAGAACAUCACAAGAGUUAGGGCCCACCCGUUGUUGAGAAGAAAACAAGGAAGCUGCCCCAAGAUACAGGCAGCUUGCCCACCAGCCAAAGUGUUUGCUGCCUACCAGCCUCUUCACUUGCCAUUUCAGAUUUGUGCCUCAGCAAAAUGGUAAAUUGCUGACGGCCAUCAGACUUCAGGGUCCCUUAUAAAUAUUCUCAAGUUCUAUGUGUCAUCCUUCAAUUCCAAAGAUCUGUUGGAAUUGGCACCAUCAGAGCUGCUGCUGGACCUGAUGGCACUGACCCAGGGGGGAAUAACCGUCACUUUUGGAGUUCAGAAUGUGAAUUGUAGGCAGGUGUUGCUGAGCGGUAGCCUAGGAGUAGAUGAGCCCUUGACCUCUGAACCUUGGCACUAUGGUGAGGCAACAUCCAGGAAUCACAACCUAAGCUGUCUUCUACAUGUUAAAACAAACCUGUCUUAGAACAGCUUGGAAGAGCAAGAAAUCGACAGCCAGUGGAAAAUGCCUUUCUUUGCCUUUCUAUAUUCUUAGAGUCUCAUGUGACGCCUGUAAUCGUAGGGGUGGGAGUUCAAGUGCAUACCCCUCCUGGCCUUGGGGAAUAGAGAGGACAGCAAUCAGAACAAGUUCAGUGAGUGAUUUGGGUUCUCCUCUUCACUCUUCCCUAGACCUGCUAUUGGUAGAGAAGCCCUCGCCCUUCAGACAAGAAUGCAUUUAGCCCAAUUGCAGGGAGUGUCAUCACUGUGUGUGUGUUGGAGGUCAGUGUUGGAUGUGUUCACUGAGUUGAAUGUUGAGCUAUAGCAAGUUGGUGACCUUCCUCUUUGCUCUUUCUAAAGAAGACAAGCAGUGUUUGUCAGAGAAAAACCCCCGGCAGUCUGUGGCGAAGAGCCUGUGUCAUCCACCUGCUGUUCCCUUUGGAACAAGUUCAACUGCAGAAAUGUCAGAUUGAGAUUUUGUGCUUUGUCAUUUUUCUUUUGGAAACACGACAACACAACUUUGGCUUUUUAGAUACAGAACACUUCUUUUGUUGUGGAGUUCCCUCUUGCUGUAUCUUCUAUGCAAUUCCUUUUCUAGAAAAUCCCUGGUGGAGGAGUGCUCUCUGGGCAUCCCAUCCGCCAUGCCGCUGUGUGGUGGAGGUGAGGGAUGCCCGCUCUGGGUGUGGCUCUUCUCUCUCCCUGCUGCCUCUCCCCCCUUUUUCCUGCAGUCCCUUGGUUUGUAAAUUGCCUGCAUUUCUUCUGUCAGCCAACAUGUACAAAAUGUAAGAAAGAAUUUUUAAACAGGUAAUAAAUUAUAUUUAUAAGC